AUGCAUUACUUGGCUGAGGUCAAGCAGGAAUUCAGGUGUUGGGAGCUUUGUUGCCUUCAGCAUGGCAUCCAGCCCAAUGGCAUGAUGCCAAGUGACACCUCGGUGGGUGUAGCAUAUGAUGCUUUCAACACCUUCUUUGGUGAAACUUGUGGAUUUUUGGUGUUCAAUGCUGUUGGUGGUGGUACUGGUUCUGGAUUGGGUUCUCUUCUUUUGGAACGUUUGUCCGUGGACUAUGGCAAAAAGUCUAAUCUAGGCUUUUCACCAUCCUUCUCCGCAGGUGUCAGCUGCUGUUGUGGAGCCUGA
Molecule: messenger RNA, 303 nt
Organism: Fraxinus pennsylvanica
Lineage: Eukaryota; Viridiplantae; Streptophyta; Magnoliopsida; Lamiales; Oleaceae
Source: the annotation of a GenBank genome assembly